Molecule: messenger RNA, 1147 nt
Organism: Musa acuminata AAA Group (dessert banana)
Lineage: Eukaryota; Viridiplantae; Streptophyta; Magnoliopsida; Zingiberales; Musaceae
Product: vanillin synthase-like
Exons: 5
Coding region: 180-497 (105 amino acids)
Source: RefSeq, a predicted model, not a curated record
GUGUUCUGCUGCUGAGACGUUGGACUGUGCCAAGCAAGAGCCUGGCUCCUCCUCAUCAACUUCCCUCAGUGGCCACAUCAGCGGAAUCCAUUUGCCACCUUCUCGACGCUCCUGCACGCAAUAUAAAACCCACCCUUCAUCGUAUUCGCCCCCGCUCACCCGAUAGAUUAGCGGACCAAAUGGCGGCCCAUCCCCACCGCCUCGCCACUCCCGCCCCCCUCCUCCUCCUCCUCGCCUCGAUCGUCACUGCUACCUCCUCCUUCGACAAGACGAAUCCGAUCCGAUUCGUUGUCAAUCGGGUUGAAUAUUAUGACGCCGCCAUCAUCGGCACACUCGGCCGAGCCCGACAUGCCCUCGACUUCGCCCGCUUCGCCCACAGGUACGGAAAGAGGUAUAGUUCUGCGGUGGAGAUAGGGCACCGCUUCGGGAUCUUCCUCGAGAACUUGAGCUCAUUCGCUCCACCAACCGCAAAAGCCUGCCCUAAAUACUCGGAAUAAACGCAUGACACGGGCACUGGAGGCAGCAUAUGCACAGGUUACAGGAAAGAAUAUUUCUCUAUCGGAACAGCAACUAGUGAACUGCGCUUAUGCGUUCAACAACUAUGGAUGUAAUGGAGGAUUUCCUUCCCAAGCUUAAUGCAGGAAUUGAUACUGAAGAGUCAUAUCCAUAUUCUGCAAUGAAUGGUGUCUGUUGCCGGCUCAGUGAACAUCCAAGGGUGCUGAAGAUGAUGAACUUAGGCAUGCAGUUGGUAGGUCUGGUUCGUUCCAGUUAGUGUUGCAUUUCAAGUAGUGAAGGGCUUUAGAUUCUACAACGGAGGAGUUUUUUAUACAAGCGAUACGUGCGGCCACACUGAAACGGAUGUGACCCAUGCAGUUCUGGCUGUUGGUUAUGGUGUCGAGGAUGGCAUACCAUAUUGGCUGAUCAAGAACUCAUGGGGCAAGCGAUUGGGGUCUUGAUGGCUACUUUAAGAUGGAGUUGGGAAAGAACAUGUGCAGUGAGUAUCUUACAUAUUUAGUACAAGCCUGAACCAUAAAUAUUAUUAUAAUAUACGAUACAUUUAUAUACUAUGACAUGCGAUAUUGCACACGAAAAUGAUAUGGUAUGUGAGGUAGGAGUUCCUGCAUAUGUUAUAAAUAUCUAUUACAUA